This is a messenger RNA of Ochlerotatus camptorhynchus, 1060 nucleotides long. Its product is annotated as protein obstructor-E-like. Lineage: Eukaryota; Metazoa; Arthropoda; Insecta; Diptera; Culicidae. Gene Ontology annotation, cellular component: extracellular region. Gene Ontology annotation, molecular function: chitin binding. The transcript has 5 exons. The record is from RefSeq and is a predicted model, not a curated record. The coding region runs from base 241 to 945 and encodes 234 amino acids.
UGUUCCCCAUCAGUUUGGUAGAGGGAUUCAUCAAAAGUAAGAGUAUUAUCACUUCAGCUCGCUAGUUCAUUCAAGCCUUUCGAAGUGUUUGGUAGUGUGUCGUGAGCAUUGUUCAGCAUUGGAGGUCUUGGCGGAACCGUGCUAUAGUUUUGCAGUGGAUUCUGCACAUCCGAAGGCUCAAGUGGAGUGAAGUGUUGAUACUCAAGUAGAAUAUAAGUUUCAAAAAGGUAGUUAGUUAAAAUGAAUCGUUUCGUUACCGUUUGCCUUUUGCUGUCGGCUAGUGCAUACUCACAACAGUUCAAAUGCCCUCCCAAGAAUGGACAGUACGAGGAUCCCGUCCAGUGUGACAAAUUCUACGAAUGUUACGAUGGACGUGCCACUGAAAGGUUGUGCCCAGAUGGUUUGGUGUUCGAUCCCACGAUCAGGAAAAUCAACAAAUGUGAUCAGCCAUUCAAUGUUGACUGCGGAGACCGAGUAGAACUGCAACAACCAAAGGGUAAUACUCUGUGCCCACGUAAGAACGGAUUCUUUGCCCAUCCGGAUGCAGCUGUUUGUAACGUAUUCUACAACUGUAUUGAGGGAGAAGCAAAUGAAAUACCCUGCACCGCCGGUUUGCACUUCGAUGAAUACAGCGGUACCUGCGUGUGGCCGCAUGAUGCGGGUCGCCAAGGAUGCAACCCAGGAGUUAACAAACAACUCAAGGAUGGAUUCACCUGCCCGAAGGAACAGAAGACUGAUGCAGCAGGUCAAUCUGUUGCGCAUCCCAAAUUCGCUCACCCGACCGAUUGCCAGCGGUUCUAUGUUUGCCUGAACGGUUUGGAACCACGUGAUUUGGGAUGCCAAGUGGGAGAGGUCUACAACGAGGAAACUGAACGGUGCGAUGCACCAGAAAACGUUCCUGGAUGCGAGGACUGGUAUAAAGAUAAUGAUGAGAAGAAACACUAGACUGCUGAGUAGUUUGUAGUAGGUCAUUGGAAAUUAUCAUUUUUGAUCAUUCAUAAUACUACAUCAAUUGGAAAUAGUUAAGAUAAUAAACAAUCAUUUUUUACGUAAAACAUUA